Molecule: messenger RNA, 4858 nt
Organism: Oenanthe melanoleuca
Lineage: Eukaryota; Metazoa; Chordata; Aves; Passeriformes; Muscicapidae
Gene: SMC5
Product: structural maintenance of chromosomes 5
Exons: 24
Coding region: 80-3274 (1064 amino acids)
Biological process (GO): double-strand break repair via homologous recombination
Cellular component (GO): Smc5-Smc6 complex
Molecular function (GO): ATP binding; ATP hydrolysis activity
Source: RefSeq, a predicted model, not a curated record
UCGGGCAACGAGCGCGCGGAGCGGGCCCGGCUCGCAGGGGCUGGGAGGGGUGGGCUGGGAGGGGUGGGCUGGGGGGAACAUGGCGGCGGCGCGGGAAAAGGGGAAAGCUGUCGUGAAGGCUGGGAAGCGCAGUGUGUCCCAGCCCCCGUUCAUGGUGGGCUCCAUCGUCAGGAUCCUCAUGGAAAACUUUCUAACGUACUCUGUCUGUGAAGUACGUCCAGGGCCAAACCUGAACGUGGUUCUAGGUGCUAAUGGCACAGGCAAGUCAAGCAUUGUUUGUGCCAUCUGCCUGGGACUGGCUGGAAAACCUUCUUUCCUAGGUCGAGCUGAUAAGAUCGGUCUCUUUGUGAAGCAUGGGUGCAUGAAAGGCACAGUGGAAAUUGAACUGUUUAAUUCACCAGACAAUAUUACUAUCACACGUGAGAUUCAUGUGGUGAACAACGCAUCAGUGUGGUUUAUCAACGGAAAACCAGCAACCCUGAAAGCGGUAGAAGAACACAUUGCAGACUUAAACAUCCAGGUGGACAAUUUGUGCCAAUUUCUUCCUCAGGACAAAGUUGGAGAAUUUACAAAACUGAGUAAGACUGAGUUGCUUGAAGCCACUGAAAAAUCCAUAGGUUCUCCGGAAAUGUACCAGUUUCAUUGUGAGCUGAAAAAUUUCAGAGAAAAGGAAAAAGAACUGGAGAACUUGUGCAGAGAAAAAACCACCUCGUUGGAGAAAAUGAAGCAGAGGGUUGAACGGUACAAGCAAGAUGUUGAAAGAUACCAUGAAUGCAAGCGCCAUAUAGACUUAAUAGAGAUGCUUGAGAGGAAAAGACCAUGGGUGGAAUAUGAAAAUUUUCGUGAACAGCACGAAGAAGUGAAACAGAACAGAAACCAAGUUAAGAAAGAACUCAAGUGUCUGAAAGAAAUGCAGGCCCCACGGACAAGAAGAAUCCAAGAAGUUGAAGAAAAUUUAAGGAAUCUGGAUAUGAAAACCAGAGAUAAUACUGCUGAAAUUAGAAAUAUUUCCCAGAAAUGUAAAGAAAAACAAGAUGCUUUGGAGAUGAAAGAGAAACAGAUUGAAGAAAUUAAUCAAGCAUUCAGAAUGAAAAAGGAUGAGGAAACAAACAGGCAGAAGAAAAUACAGCAAACUCUAAUAAUAAUAGAGGAGUGGCAGAAUGAGCUGGAUGAAAUGGUAACCUGGGAGAAACUUCAGCAGCAAAUUGAUGCUGUUAAUGCUGAGCUGAAAAAAUUACAAGAAGAAAGGGCAAAUAUUGAUAAUGAUAUCAGUGAUAUAAGAGCAGAAAAAAACAGCCAAGAGCAGGAAGAGAAAAGAAUAAUUGAUCGCCUUGGACAACUUAAUAAUAUAAUGCAUAUGAAGGAAGAGAAGCUUAAAAUGAGAUUCCGAGACACACACACUGCUCUUAUGUGGCUAAGAAACAACAAAGACAAGUUUAAAAAACAAACUUGUGAACCCAUGAUGCUUGAAAUCAAUGUGAAAGACAGUGCACAUGCAAAAUACAUUGAAAAUCACAUUUCGGGCAAUGACAUGAGGGCUUUCGUUUUUGAGUGUCAAGAAGAUAUGGAAACAUUUCUGGCGGAGGUGCAUGAUCAUCAGAAACUAAGAGUGAAUGCUGUAUGUGCACCUGCUGAAUCACAUGCUGGAAGUUUACCUUCAAGACCGAUUGAAGAAUUACACCGAUAUGGAUUUUAUUCAUACUUACGAGAGUUAUUUGAUGCUCCUCCUCCUGUGAUGAGUUAUCUUUGUUACCAGUACCGUGUUCAUGAUGUUCCUGUGGGAACACAGAAGACCAGAGACAUGAUUGAAAAGGUUAUACAGGAAACAAAUCUGAAGCAAAUGUAUACAGCAGAAGAAAGAUACAUUAUUAAACUAUCUUAUUACACAAAUCAAAGGCUUUCUAGUAACACGUGCUUGAGGGAGGCACAGUAUCUCACUAUUUCAGUGGAUACGGAUGAAAGAGGACAGUUGGAAAACCAAGGGCAGGACAUCAGGAAUACAUUAAAGUCAUUGGAUGCACAUUUGACUGCACUGUUCGACAAACAGAAACUUCUGGAACGCCAGGACAAUAAGGUCAGGCAAGAGAAGAAGAUGCUGUUGGAGAGAGGAAAACAGAGGAGGCAGUUGGAAUCAAAAAUUGGUGUGAAGUAUGAUAGUUUAAGACAGUUGGAACAGGAUGCUAUUGAUCUACAGGAGGAAUAUCAGCUGACAAAUGUAAAGAUCAAAGAAAUAAAUGAACAGAAAUCAGAACUUGUUACUGAAUUGAUGCAUCUCGCGAAGAAGAUCAUACCACUCAAUGUCGUCAAAGUAGCUUUGAGUCUUCAGAUGACCAGAGCAACUGCCAAGAAGAACAGACUGCAGUUAGAGUACAAAGCAGGAACCGUACAGCUAAGAGCUGCACAGCAACGUUUUCAUGAACUGGAUAAUAAGAAGCGACUUCUUUAUGAUAAGUGCAUAGAAUUGUUGAAACAAGCUCGACAUGUCUGCAGAUUUGGUCCAGGUCAAGAUUUUCCAGAAGAAUUUCAAGUUGCUUUUCAGACUCUUCCAAACACAUUGGAGGAAAUUGAUGCUCUUCUGAAUGAAGAGAAAACCAGGGCUUCCUGUUUCACAGGCCUCAGUUCUUCGGUUGUUGAAGAAUACAAUAAGCAAACACAAGAAAUACAGCAGUUGACAGAAUAUCUAGAGGGAAAGAAAAAUGAGUUGAAUAACUAUAAGCAAAACAUUUCACAGGUCAAAGAAAAGUGGCUAAACCUCUUGCAAGAGAUGAUCGCACAAAUUAAUGAAAAGUUCAGUAAGUUCUUUAGUUCUAUGCAGUGUGUUGGUGAAGUUGAUCUUUACAUGGAGAAUGAGGAGGAGUAUGAGAAGUAUGGAAUUCGUAUUAGAGUCAAAUUCCACAAUAGCAGUGAACUUCAUGAAUUGACUCCAUAUCAUCAAAGCGGAGGUGAGAAAACUGUUUCCACUAUGUUAUACCUGAUGGCUCUGCAAGAACUCAACAGAUGUCCUUUCAGAGUUGUUGAUGAAAUAAAUCAGGGAAUGGAUCCAAUGAAUGAGAGAAGAGUUUUUGAAAUGGUUGUGGAAACUGCUUGUAAAAAAAGGACAUCUCAGUACUUCCUCAUUACACCAAAGCUCCUGCAGAAUCUCACUUACAACGACAAGAUGACUGUGCUGUUUGUCUACAAUGGACCUUUUAUGCUGGACACGUUCAAAUGGAACACGAAGCGCUUCAGGAAACGGCAACGGCGGCUUUCAAGGAUGACUGAAUAUGGUAUAUAGCUAUAGAUCCAUAGUUCUACAGAAAUAUUUUAUAUAUCUUUCUUGAAACAAACGGCUUUCAAGAAUUGAGAAAUUGUCCAAGAGGAAAACUCUCAAAGAAUUGAUAAUUGAGAAUUUUGGUUCUUCAAAACUUACACAAAUGUUUGGCAGAUUUGAAAUGCAUGAUUUUCUUUUUCAAGUCUUUCAUGAUGGUCACUUUCUGCAAGUAACCUACUUUUCUCAAUAGUAGGUUUAAAUAAUUUUUUUUUUUCUAUUCUGUCAGUUAAUGCAGCAUCAGAAGUGCAGGUAAUUUUUCUAGGUUAUCCUGGACUUAUUCUGUGACUGUUGUUUUUUAGAGGUUGGGGUUUUUUUCCAAAAAUUGGAAUUUGCUUUUGGUAAAUAAUAUCCACAGAUACGGAUAUUAGCCCAUUUCCCCAUUGAAAUGAAAUUUUUAAAUACUAAUUCAGAUGAUCUGUAGAAAAAUAAUAGUUUGUAAUGGUUUGUUUUGUAAAAAUAAACCUGAAAUUAAUAUAAAUAAUAUGAUUCUGUGAAUAUGUUAUUGUUGAGUAGAUACUUUCUCUCAAAAUUAUUAAAUAAAUAUAGUAACAUUUCAUUUUGUAAUGUUUGAAGGAUAAGGUGUUUCUAGCAAGUCUCUUAGCAAGGAGACUAACAGAAUUCCAGGUCUUCCUGAAACAGUGAGGUAGCAGAAGGAAAACUAAGCAAUAUAUAAUUUCUUGUGUGUUUGUUUUUCUAAGUAAAACUUGAUACAUUUUUGGUCAUAUAGAAUAUAGUGAUGCAGAUUUGACAUGUAAGUUAAACCCAGGAGGAUUUUACAAGGGGUCAGGUGUAUUGGAGUGAUUGUACAGUCAACAGAAAACCGUAAAAAUUUUGAAUAGAGUGUUGGCUAUAAUUGUUAAGCAUUUGGAAAUGCAGGUUACAACAGAAUGUUCAACACCUAAAAUGAAGUCCUGAUUAUUAAGUUAAAUAUUAAGUAAGUAAAAUUCAGCAUUUUGAUGUCUUUUCUGGGUGGAUGUUUUUCUUAACAGCAUUCUGGCAAUGAACUUUGCUAGUGAAACUUGUAUGCCAGACUUUAAUAUUCACAUACUCAAAAUAAAAUAACCCACCACAAGAUAUGGGCUGGAAUCUAGAAGGUUUUAGGUAUUAAAGGGUAAGUAUUGUAAUUGUUCCUUUGAAUAGAUAGAUAAGCCCAAAGUACAGUGGAAAACCACACAUUCUUGUUACUGCAGUCCACUGUUACUCAAUGGAAUUGUCUGACUGUGAAAUGAGUUGCUAGAAUAAUUCCUAUGAUUAGUGUCCCAACACAAGUACUGAGCAAAAGAUAUGAAAGUGUGGAAACUCAGGCUGUGAUCCAGAGUUAAUUCAGUUAGCAGAGUAUCUUUGACAUAAUUGAGGCUACAGACCUAUCUAUCUGUGCCCUGUAUUGAAAGAUCUUGGUUUUAAAAGUAUUCUUCAAAAUUGUCUAUUUUGGGGAGUUUCUCCAUGUGAAUGGUUUAUUUUCCUUUACCCUCCGUCGUUGUUGCUGUUACUGUUAGUUUUUGUAUCUCAUUGCUGUUCUCAAUAAAUAGUUCUUGUCUCUCUUGGGCA